CCGAGGAGGCAGGACUUCCUGGUGUGGGGGUUGUCAACAGCCCAGAAGGAGAAAAGAGAGACUGGAGCGGAGGAGCGGAGGGACAGAGCCAGCGUUGCCACGCGGGAGGGCACCGGGGAGCCCGGCUCAGCGAGACCACCGAGGCCUGCGGCGCCCGCGGCGGCUUCCCACCUGGAGGAGCGGCGGGGCUGCGCCGCCCCCUCCCGCGGCGUUCCGGAGAGACCCCUGGGGCUUCAGAGGAGGGCCUGGGCUCCAUCGAGGAGGCGGGGGUUCCUUCUUUUCCGGGGAGCAAACUUUCCACGGAGAUGCCUUGCGGGGCCAAGUGCGCCCCCCGAAGAGGAUCGGGCAGCCCCUGAGCGCCCUCUUGCUUUCCCCGAGCUCCCUUAGGGCCAAGAGGCCCUAAGGGAAGGACCCUCAACAUCUUCGACGGGGGGAUCCCAGCUCAGCGCCGCGGCCAAGGCCGGAGAGUUUGCAAACUCAGCUCUGGAGUUCAGCAGCGACAUCAGCAGGAAAAACCUGCCCCUGCCCCCCCACCCCCGCCACCUCCCCUACCCUCUUCCUUCAACAACCAGGCACCCCCAGUUCCCACCAGGCCCUCCCGCCAUGUCGGACCCAGACAUCCCCAGGGGCCCCGAUGUCCCCGCCAUGUGGCCCCCUUGUUCCAGGGGUGCCUGAGCCCCCGUGCAGAGCCCCAGCCGCCCCCCACCCCCACCCCUCUCGGCCCAGGCCUGAGCCCCAAGGACCAUGAGCGGGGGCAAGAAGAAGAGCAGUUUCCAGAUCACCAGCGUCACCACGGACUAUGAGGGCCCGGGGAGCCCAGGGGCUGCAGAACCCCCCACCCCGCCGGCUACAACCGGGCUCCCGCCCCGCCUGCCCAACGGGGAGCCCAACCCCGAGCCAGGGGGCAAGGGCACCCCCCGGAACGGCUCCCCGCCGCCCGGGGCCCCUGCCUCCCGUUUCCGGGUGGUGAAGCUGCCGCAAGGCCUGGGAGAGCCUUAUCGCCGAGGUCGGUGGACAUGCGUGGAUGUUUAUGAGCGAGACCUGGAACCCGCUAGCUUCGGCCGGCUCCUGGAGGGAAUUCGAGGGGCCUCGGGGGGCACUGGGGGCAGAUCUUUGGAUUCCAGGUUGGAGCUGGCCAGCUUGGGCCUGGGCACCCCUGCCCCACAGCCAGGCCUGUCUCCGGGCCCCACCUCCUGGCUCCGCCCACCCCCCACCUCCCCUGGACCUCAGGCUCGCUCUUUAACUGGGGGGCUGGGUCAGCUGGGGGUGCCUGGCAAGGCCAGGGUGGAGACACCCUCCCUGUCGGUCCCCCCAUCCCAGCAGCGCCCCCCAGAGCCCGGGGCCGGGGAGAUUUCGGGCGCACCCCGGGGCUCCGCCCCCCUGCCCUCCCUGAGGGUGGAAAUGGAGCCUGGGAGCUCAGCAGGAGGGACCCCACUGUCUCGAAGGAAGGAUGGAGCCCUGCGGCUGAGGAUGGAGUUGGGUGCUCCGGAGGAGAUGGGGCAGGUGCCCCCACUCGACUCUCGCCCCAGCUCCCCCACCCUCUACUUCUUCCCUGAUGCCAGCCUGGUUCACAAGUCUCCAGACCCCUUUGGAGCCGCGGCAGCUCAGAGCCUCAGCCUGGCCCGCUCCAUGUUGGCCAUCAGCGGCCACCUGGACAGCGAUGACGACAGCGGCUCCGGAAGCCUGGUUGGCAUUGACAACAAGAUUGAACAAGCCAUGGACUUGGUGAAGUCCCACCUCAUGUUUGCGGUCCGGGAGGAGGUGGAGGUGCUGAAGGAGCAGAUCCGGGACCUGGCCGAGCGGAACGCCGCGCUGGAGCAGGAGAACGGACUGCUGCGUGCUCUGGCCAGCCCCGAGCAGCUGGCCCAGCUGCCCACCUCGAGGGUCCCGCGGCUGGGGCCCCCUGCGCCCAACGGGCCCUCCGUCUGAGCCCCCCUUCCCUCACAAUGUGCCUUCGGGGGCUGCCACGGCCGCCCGGCCUUGCGCCAGCUGCCUGCCCCCUUUUCCUAUGCAGCUUUAAUGCUCCCCGAUUCCUGGGGAUGGGAGUUCAAGGCUCGGUACUGGCCUGCCCUCCCCUUCCCUACACCCCAUCUCCCCACCGUCCCCAGGGACGGGGCUAGGGUAUCCCCAAGCCUUGAUGGAGGUGGGAGGGCUUCAGGAUGGGGUGUGAGAUGGACGGAGCCCUCCCAGUCCUCGCUCCCUUCGGGUCAGUGUUCCGGGACCCCCAGCGGCAGAUGGCUUGGGGGAGUUGGGGGCUCCCUGGCCCCCCCUCCCCACACCCAGCUCCCUUGCAGUGCCCCUCUCCUGUGCCCAGGGGAGGGAGUAUGGACAGUAUCUGGAAGUUCUGGGAUUCAGGUUGUUAUUAAAAUAAUAAUUAUAAUUAAAAGAUCGGAAGAAACUUGAA
This is a messenger RNA of Choloepus didactylus (southern two-toed sloth), 2404 nucleotides long. RefSeq names its product TSC22 domain family member 4 (gene TSC22D4). The coding region runs from base 745 to 1929 and encodes 394 amino acids. The transcript is spliced from 5 exons. NCBI's taxonomy places the organism in Eukaryota, Metazoa, Chordata, Mammalia, Pilosa, Megalonychidae. Gene Ontology annotation, biological process: response to osmotic stress; regulation of transcription by RNA polymerase II. The record is from RefSeq and is a predicted model, not a curated record.